This is a messenger RNA of Crotalus tigris (Tiger rattlesnake), 2473 nucleotides long. Its product is annotated as vomeronasal type-2 receptor 26-like. Gene Ontology annotation, biological process: G protein-coupled receptor signaling pathway. Gene Ontology annotation, cellular component: membrane. The transcript has 7 exons. The coding region runs from base 1 to 2016 and encodes 671 amino acids. The record is from RefSeq and is a predicted model, not a curated record. Lineage: Eukaryota; Metazoa; Chordata; Lepidosauria; Squamata; Viperidae. Gene Ontology annotation, molecular function: G protein-coupled receptor activity.
AUGCCUGAUGACCCAUUUCCUAUACCCCAUCACUUUGCUCAGCCAGGAGAUGUUAUCAUUGGUGCAAUUCUCUCUCAAGCUUUCUUCUUCCACAACAGCCCUUCCUUCAGAGAAGAACCCUCCCAGAUGGUAAUCAAUGAAGUGAUUUAUGAACUUAAAUCAUAUCAGCAUAUCCUUGCUUUGGUGUUUGCUGUCAAGGAGAUCAAUAGGAACCCUGAGCUCUUACCAAACAUCACUUUGGGUUUCCACAUUGUGAACAACUUUAUUGAGAGGAUAACCUCUAAGGCAAUUCUGAGCUUAGUUUCUCCAAAGCAGAAGUUUCUUCCAAACUUUUCUUGUGAUUUAACAAAAACAUUUAUUGUUGCCUUUGGUGGACGUUUGACUGUGACCUCCUCCAUUAUGGCCACUGUUCUUGUCAACUACAAGAUUCCACAGCUUGUCUAUGGAACAUUUUCUCCAGUACAUGGUGACAAAGAUAUAUUUUCAUUCUUGUACCAAAUGGUCCCAAAUGAAAUCCAUCAGUACACUGGUAUUAUUCAAUUACUUCAGCAUUUUGGAUGGAUUUGGAUUGGGAUCAUAGCUGUGGACGAUGACUAUGGAGAUAUGUUUUUGCAGAGAAUUGGACCAUUGCUUUUCCAAAAUAACAUUUGUUAUGCUUUCAUGCUUAGAACACCAAAGAAAGCAUAUAUGGAUGAAUAUACACAGCUGAUUUCAAUGGAGUUAAGAUAUGAUCAACUCUUUAUGGAUGAUAAAGUCAAAUUUCAUUCUGUCUUGAAAAGCAUUGUAUUCAACAAUACGAUGGGAGACACUAUCAGUUUUGAUGGAAACAGAGAAUUGAUUACAGGCUUUUAUGUUGUAAACUGGGUUAUUUUGCCCAAUAAUUCCUUUUCUCAAGUCAAGGUUGGAACAUUGGCACCUCGGGCUCUACCAGGCAGAGAAUUAACUCUCAAUGACAAUCAAAUUGUAUGGCACAGAAGCUUUAACCAGAUGCUGCCUGUCUCUCUUUGUAAUGACCACUGUGAUCCAGGCUCCAGCAGAAAGAAGAAGGAAGAAGAGAAAUUUUGCUGCUAUGAUUGUGCACCUUGUCCAGAAGGACAGAUGUCUGACAAAAUAGGUAUGGAUGCUUGCAUGAAAUGUUCAAAAAAUCAAUAUCCCAACAAUAUGCAAAAUCAAUGUAUUCCCAAAGUGUUGACCUAUCUCUCUUAUAUCGAACCUUUGGGAAUCCUCUUUAUUACAUUGGCUAUUGUUUUCUCUUUGCUUACAGUCCUUGUUCUUGGAGUCUUUUGGAUGCAUCGAAAAACUCCAAUUGUUAGAGCCAAUAACCAAAGCCUCACUUGUAUCCUCCUCCUUUCCCUUCUUCUCUGCUUCCUCUGCUCCUUCCUCUUCAUGGGAAGACCUGAAAAGAUGACUUGUCUUUUACGGCAAACAACUUUUGGCAUUAUCUUCUCAGUGGCCCUUUCGUCUGUAUUGGCAAAAACCAUGAUUGUGGUUCUGGCAUUUAUGGCAACCAAACCAGGCUCUGGAAUGAGGAAAUGGGUAGGGAAAGGACUGGCCAAUUCUAUUGUCCUUUGGGGUUCUUUCAUCCAGGUGGGGCUUUGCACUCUUUGGCUUAGCACCUCUCCCCCUUUCCCAGAUACAGACCUGCACUCACUGAAGGGAGAAAUCAUAAUGGAAUGCAAUGAAGCUUCGGUGAUCAUGUUUUACUGUGUCUUGGGUUAUAUGGGCUUUCUGGCUAGUUUGAGCUUUACCAUUGCUUUCCAAGCCAGGAAACUGCCCAGCAGUUUCAAUGAGGCCAAGUUCAUCACUUUCAGCAUGUUGGUCUUUUGUAGUGUUUGGCUUUCAUUUGUUCCAACCUAUCUGAGCACCAAAGGGAAAUACAUGGUAGCUGUGGAGAUCUUCUCUAUCUUAUCCUCCAGUUCUGGUUUACUGGGGUGUAUAUUUUUUCCCAAAUGCUAUAUCAUUCUAUUGAGGCCUGAGAUGAACAAGAAGGAACAUUUAAUAAGGAAAGAAAAGUAACUAUUUCUGUUUUUCAUUGUAAUGCAUAAUUAUUUAGGAUUUUUAGCUCAUCCCAUUUCAUAAAGUGUUUUACAGCUGCUCUUAUAUUAAAAUAUUUUAUUGUAUUUUAGUCUUUCUUCAAGUAAGAUAGAUUUUUGGGAAAUAUAUGCAGUAUGAUUCAUGUUUUCUUCAUAAAACAUACUUUGUAGAAUAACAUAUAGUCAUUUGAAAUGGACAUUCUAAACAUCAAAGGAUGAAAUCAGUCAUUCAAAAUAACUCAAAUCAUUAUAUAAAUCCUUAUGAAUAUCGAUUACUUGUAUCCAUAUAAUCCUUUUAGAUUUCACAUGGAUUUACUGUACUGUAUAUUAGAAUUACCCAGUAUCUGUAAAUUUGUUAAGUAAGUAAGUAAGUAAAUAAAUAAAUAAACUAUUUUAGAGUAUAUUACGGUUUUUACUUUUCUGUGGUUUGUGUUGGGGGA